Molecule: messenger RNA, 3447 nt
Organism: Patella vulgata (common limpet)
Lineage: Eukaryota; Metazoa; Mollusca; Gastropoda; Patellidae
Product: zinc finger protein 664-like
Exons: 2
Coding region: 54-1175 (373 amino acids)
Source: RefSeq, a predicted model, not a curated record
GGUCGAUUCUGUCUUUGUGUUGAUUAGAACAACGAGUCGAUUAUUCUUGUAAAAUGGAAACUAAAGAUGUUAAAACAUUUCAUCAGUGUGUCGUAUGUGAUGAAAUUUUCCAAGAAUAUGAUGAUUUACAAGUACAUAAUAAAAUACAUGUUAAAGAAGAGAAAACGGAUGAUGUAGAUGAAUAUUGUCAUGUUAAAGAAGAGAAAACUGAUGAUGUUGAUGAAUAUUGUCAUAUUAAAGAAGGGAAAACUGAUGAUGUAGAUGAAUAUUGUCAUGUUAAAGAAGAGAAAACUGAUGAUAUUGAAACUGUUUAUCAGUGUAAUUUGUGUGAUGGGGAAUUUAAAUCUGAAUCCGAUUUAGAAAAACACUGUGAAAUACAUGUUAACUUAGAGGAGAUCGUAGAACUUACUAGAGAAAGUCUUUAUAAAUGUAAUGUUUGUGGUAAAUUAUUCACUAAUCACGCUUUCCUUCACAUUCACCUGAGGACUCAUACCACUUUCAAACCAUUUAAAUGUGAUGUUUGUGGUAAAUCGUAUAGCAGCAAUUCUUAUUUACAAAUACACAUGGUUAUUCAUACAGGUGAAACACCUUAUAAAUGUUAUGUUUGUAGUAAAUCAUUUAACAGUAGUUAUAAUUUACAGCGUCACAUGGAUACUCACAACGGAGUAAAACUACAUACAUGUGAUGUUUGUAAUAAAUCAUUUAGUGAUCGCGGUACCCUUCACAGACACGUUAAAACUCAUACCGCAGAGAAGCCUUAUAAAUGUGAUUUCUGUGGUAAACCUUUUAGCUGUGGUGGUGAUCUACAGAAACACACCAGAAUUCAUACAGGUGAAAAACCUUAUAGAUGUGAUGUUUGUGAUAAAUCAUUUAGUCAGAGUAGUAGUUUAAAACGCCACAUCGAAACUCAUUCAGGUAAAAAACCAUAUUUUUGUGUUAAACCAUUUAGCAUCAGUGGUGAUCUACGGAAACACAUGACAAUUCAUACAGGUGAAAAAACUUUUAAAUGCAAUAUUUGUAAUAAAUCCUUCACCUUGAAAGGUGGUUUACAGAAACACAUGAGAAUUCAUACAGGUGUAAAACCAUAUACAUGUGAUGUUUGUAAUAAAUCAUUUAGUCAGAAUGGCUGUCUAAAGCGACACAUGACCCUUCAUACUGGAGAACAAACAUAUUAAACAGUGCAUUGGCCGAGAUAGUUCAUCCAGAUUUUCCAGCGUGGCUUCCCCUUGUCAGUGAUGCAGGACGGAGGGCCUGACAAGGAAAGCUCUCUAGUCGUUCAGAUGGGACGAAAAACUGAGGUCCCGUGUACACAUUGGCGUGAACGUAAAAGAUCCCUUGGCAGUUGGAAUUCAAUAUAAGAGUAGGCCAUAGUGCCUCAAAAAACAAUGACUGCUGUAUGGCGUAUGCCCGUCUUCAUUAACCCAGUUUAGGAGCAGAACAGUAGGACGUUUUACCCCAUUUCAUUUCACUUCAUUUACCAUUGCUACAUGAAUCUUAUACCAUAAUGCAUGAUUUGUAGUAAGGGACUCGCAGAACGAGGCUAGACAUAUUCCACAAGUCAUGUCAAACGGUGACGCCAUAUUCUUAUCUGGAGAGCGUGUGCAUUGAAUAAUAUCGGUGUAAACUGGAAUAACCAGACGCUAGAGAUUGCCAUUCAGUUGAGACCUCUGGUAGGGUGACCCGUGCACUCUACUGGAAUAACCAGACGCUAGAGAUUGCCAUUCAGUUGAGACCUCUGGUAGGGUGACCCGUGCACUCUACAGAAAGUUGGUCUCGACACGGCUAAUGUGCACGCUUCAGUGGUUGUGUCUCGAACUAUCAGCAGUGGAGUGUAUGUUACUAUAAAUAGCCAUGGCACGUGCAAUUCUCUACAAAUCUAUCAAUUAUUACAGCCGUAAAAAAUCUAUUGUUGACAAUUUUGAAUAGCAGUAAAAUUUAGCUUCUUGGUUAUUACAGCAGCCUUAGAAAUUAUGUGCGUUUUAUUUUUUAAAUUGCUUUAUCAUUAACUGUACCGUUAAGAGCGGUAUCUUUUGGUUUAGUACAAAUAAUAUCUCUGAAUCACUUUCGUUAGCAGGAACAUGAUACUAGCAGUAGUUACAUUUUACUUUUACAAGUUUCUUAAAACAAUUGUUGAGCUGGCUAACGUGCAUGUUUCUAAAUUCAAUUUCUUGUUCCAGCUUUCUGUUAUGUUUCGUAAAAAGGUAGUCUUGAUUAUCCCGACCUGUCAAUCAGACGUAGAAUGGUUGGUACACUGGUUAAGCGAAACUAAUUUCAAAACAAGGGCACGUAAACUAUUUUUUACUCAAAAGUAUCUGGAUGUUAUGGACGACACUUCGAAACCAGUUUCAGUCUAUUAUUUAUAGAUGAUUAAAUGGUCAUAGCUUUUUAAGUACAACAUGAUCGUUUAUUUAGAGACUAUAAUUUUGUGAAACUGAUUAAAGGCUUGGUAUAUAUAUAAAUAUUGUGGCGUAAUUGUCGAGAUAUUUGGAGAUAUUUAUUUAUGGUGGGUCACCCUGUCUCUGGCGUAUUUUGCCGAACAUAACUGAUUUGAAAUUACAGUCAAGUUAAAAUGGAAAUGAUUGAAUAUAAAUCAUUUUAUAUACAAUAAUAUGAAAUUAUUAUAUGCGUUGCGACCCAUUUGUGUCCAUUUCUAGGUGGCAAGUAUUAGCGGUUUACCUCCUUUAAAUGUGAUAUUUGAGGUAAAUCAUUUACUAAAAAAUCUAAUCUACAAAGACGCAUCAAAAUUCACGAAAACACCUGCUUGAAGCAGUCUGAUUAAAACACAGACCCUAUUUCGUUUCGUUUCGUUUUUUACUUGUCUUUACUACACUUGGAUCUGGAAGAUUUGUUAUAUAACAGAUGUUCUAGAUGCUGUGAGGAAUUAGCCAAUGAAACGGUGUGUUAUGGCGAGUUCUGGGCGUGGUUUACACGGAACUGUGGGUAAACCACUAGAAACGUUAACGCUGAUUGAAUCAAUCAAUGUCUGACGUCAUAGAGUUAAAGGUCGCUCAUGUGACCCCUGAUGUGACCUUCCAGUAAAACUGAUCAGAUCUGCAUGUAGUGAGGCCAUCGAAUAUAUAAAAAAUGAAACGAAAUAUAGAUCUGUAUUUUAAUCUGAUUGUGGUCGAAGCACCAUAUUUUAUAGAGAUAAAUUGUGUUGAACGUCAGCUGGACAUAAAGUAGAUAUAAUGUAUAGUACACGUUUAUUUCAGUAAUUGAAACCAUGUCACUUCACUCAAUAAGAGACCCCUCGCCCCCCACCCCACUGUAUAUUAAUAUAGUAAUAUACAGUCUAUUACUAUGGAUAACAAUCAUUAUAUAAACCACGGUAUGAUUCAGCUUGCCAUUUGAUCUCUGGUGAUCUUUUAUCAUUACUGUGUCUUACUAUUUUAUCCUAUUUUUGGUAUGUUUACUGUUAUAUGUCAUAAGAUGCAACAUACUGUCAUU